GGAGGAGGAGGACGCGGACUCGGCGGACGCGGCCGGGCGGUCUCUCCGCCCCCAAGAUGGCGGCGGCGCUGAGGGGCCGCGCGGGCCCGGGCGGGGCCCCGGCGCUGUGGCGGGUCCAGAGCCGGGGGAGGAGCACUUUUGACGUGGUGGUGGUGGGUGCCGGGAUCGUGGGACUGGCAGCAGCCCGGGAGCUCAUCCAGCGUCACCCCUCGCUGUCCUUCGCCGUGCUGGAGAAGGAGAAGGAGCUGGCUCAUCACCAGAGUGGAAAUAACAGUGGUGUGAUCCACAGUGGGAUUUACUACACCCCUGGCUCCCUGAAGGCCAAGCUGUGUGUGCAGGGUGCAGCCCUCUGCUACCAGUACUGUGACCAGAAGGGAAUUCCAUACAAACAGUGUGGGAAGCUGAUUGUAGCCGUGGAACAGGAUGAAAUCCCGAGGCUCAAGGCUCUGUAUGAGAGGGGGCUGCAGAACAACGUCCCAGGGCUGAAACUCAUCGGGGCAAAGGAAAUCCAAGCCAAGGAGCCCUUCUGCAGGGGUCUGAUGGCCCUUGAUUCUCCAUACACUGGCAUUGUGAAUUACAAACAAGUGGCCCAGUCCUAUGCAGAAGAUUUCCAGGAAGCAGGUGGGACAAUCUUGAUGGAUUUUGAAGUCACAAACAUGGAGAUGGCUAAAGAAAGUUCUCCAGGAAGUGAAGAUGGACUGAAGUACCCAGUCAUUGUUAGGAACAAAAAGGGUGAGGAAAUCUCCUGUGGGCACCUUUUGACCUGUGCAGGGCUUUACUCCGACCGCCUCUCCGAGAUCAGCGGCUGCAGCCCCGAGCCCAGGAUUGUCCCGUUCCGGGGGGAUUAUUUGGUGCUGAAACCAGAAAAGUGCUAUUUGGUGAAAGGGAAUAUUUACCCGGUUCCCAACCCUCGGUUCCCCUUCCUGGGAUUCCAUUUCACGCCCAGGAUGGACGGCAGCGUUUGGCUUGGACCUAAUGCAGUGUUGGCCUUUAAGAGAGAGGGCUACAACCUGUUUGACUUCAGCACUGGAGACUUUUGGGAUGCUGUAACCUACAGUGGGCUGUGGAAGCUCGUGCUCAGGAACGUGUCCUACGGCGUGGGGGAGAUGUACAGGGCCUGUUCCCUCAGCGCUCAGGUGAAGCAGCUCCAGAGGUUCAUCCCUGAGGUCACCACCAAUGAUGUGCUCAGGGGCCCCUCCGGAGUGAGAGCUCAGGCGCUGGACAGCGACGGGAAUUUGGUGGAUGACUUUGUGUUCGAUGGAGGCACCGGAGACCUCGGGAGCAGAGUCCUCCACGUCAGGAACGCCCCUUCCCCCGCUGCCACCUCCUCCCUCGCCAUCGCCGCGAUGAUCGCGGACGAGGCCAAGAGACGCUUUGAGUUGUGAGGGAUCGGAAGCUGUUGGGGAGGUUUCCCUCUGGAGCGUGGGACUGAACGAACUUCUUAAGGGCACAGAUCAAACGGGCGACGUGGUGCUUUCCAGGCCGGCGGAAAACCAGCGUUUGGAACGUUCUCCUUUGCCCACGGCUUCUCGGCGUCGUGGAUUAAGGAGCUGUGGUGCCUGGUGAGGUCCAGCCACCUGCAAGGGGGGGGCUUGUCCACCUGAGGAACCAGCACAACGUGAGGGUCUCCAACCACAGGUGGAGCAGGAAGAGCCUCUGUGGUGGGAUUAUCCGUAUUAUUCCCAUGCCUCUGGUUGGAACGUUGCCUCCUCGGAGAACUGGUGGGUCUGAAAAACCACAGGCACGGGGUGGCUCUCUGGGUGAUUUCUCUCUGAUUCCGUUUAAAUUGGAGCCUACAGCCCUCUAGAUUACAUGAAAGUAAUGGAAUAGAAGGAUAAGCCCUGCUUAAGGGUCCUGCUGAUAUGGAAUUAAGGGUUUUAUCAGAGAUUGAAAACAAUGUUCAGAGCCUUUGACGUGAAUGUAGAUUAUUUCACAGAAAAAUAAGCUUAACAAGGAUUACCAAACCCAAGUCCAUUUAGAUGUGCAAUUCAGAUACACUGUCUGAUCACUGCCUCUAUUUGUUAUAGAGCUGAAAAUGGAAAUAGGGACAUAAACAGUCAUUUUUCAUUUAAUUUACAGCUGGGAAUCAGCACUGAUCAGAAACUAUUUCAGUGGGUUUGGGUUUUUUUUUUUUACCUUUGAAUACUGGUAAUGCAGCAGGAGCUGAUCUUAGUGCAAGCUGUUGAGCAAUCCAGAGGAAAUGGUCUUUGCAAAAGCAAAUGUGAAGGGAGGGAAGCUCCAGAAACCUGCCUUAAUUGAGUCAUGUUGUUUCCCUGGGAGCCCAAACAGGGAUGAGUCAGGGAGGCUUCCCAUUUCCCACAGGGCUGGCACAGGGGGAGCUCAGACAGUGCUGGUGACUCUUCUGAACUCUGUUGAUACUCAGCUUUUUUCAGAGAUACACCUGGAAGAGUCUGGGGAGAGAGAGAUGUCAAAUAAUCUUGGUCCUGAGCUGAGUUAUCUCGGUGUGCUCUGCAGAGUUGCUAUAAAACAGAAUUUUAUGGCCUCAGGGACAAAGUGCUUGCUGAUACUUGUAAAGCAGAAGUUCACAGGAUGUUGGCUAACACAGAUCACUGUGGGCAGUUUGUACCAGGCAAGUUGUCACACAUUUUUUUCGUGAAAAAGUGAUUUUCUGAACUCCUCUGAGCAUGAAGUGUGGGUUAGCACAGGAGGGCAGGUGUGUGUCUGAUGUUUUACUGUGCAGAGCUGAGACACUUUUGAGGGGGGAAAAAAGGGCUUAACCUGCCUUUUUUCUUUUUUCUUAAUUUUUUUCUCCUGGUGACACCUGCUUUACCAGAAAAGCGACUCUUGGAAAUUCAAACCCCCUCAAAGCAAAGCUUUGCUCGCUGUUCCGAGCCUCAAAUACCAGGAGACAGAGAUUCAGUUAUUCCAGAUGCUCCAGUGCCACAGGGAUGUGUAAAACUCCUCACUGUGGAACAAUCCUCUCUUCCCUCCCUGCCAGAAGUGUUGCCUCUCAACAGUAAAAUCCUACAAAAGGGUUGCAAAACCAACUUCCUCCCACACGAGGUGUGGCCCUGACAUGUAUUAACAGAAUAAGGAACAUUGAAAUGUAAAGCAGACAGAGACCAGGGGGAAUCUUAAGUCAGCACAUUUCCCUGUGUUUCUUUCCUCUCAGGUGAUGGUUAUUUUGGGGUAAAGUUUAAUUGAAACUUAAAUUAUGAAUCUUGAUGUAGCAUUCUGUGAAAUACAAAUAUUUUUAGAGAUAAAAGUUAUAAACUGUCGUUAAAAAAAAUGACUUCAGAGAUUAUAAUAAUGGGGUUGCAGACAUAAAUCUUGUUGCCCAUGAAGCGUGAAAAUGUAUUAAUUUAUUUUCCAAAUGGGUCUAAUUCAUUUUGAUGACUUUAUAAAUGUGCCUUUUUCUAUUAUGAUUAAAA
This is a messenger RNA of Chiroxiphia lanceolata (lance-tailed manakin), 3392 nucleotides long. RefSeq names its product L-2-hydroxyglutarate dehydrogenase (gene L2HGDH). Gene Ontology annotation, molecular function: (S)-2-hydroxy-acid oxidase activity; (S)-2-hydroxyglutarate dehydrogenase activity. NCBI's taxonomy places the organism in Eukaryota, Metazoa, Chordata, Aves, Passeriformes, Pipridae. The transcript has 10 exons. The record is from RefSeq and is a predicted model, not a curated record. The coding region runs from base 57 to 1385 and encodes 442 amino acids.